Molecule: messenger RNA, 1648 nt
Organism: Galleria mellonella (greater wax moth)
Lineage: Eukaryota; Metazoa; Arthropoda; Insecta; Lepidoptera; Pyralidae
Exons: 1
Coding region: 473-1597 (374 amino acids)
Source: RefSeq, a predicted model, not a curated record
UACGGACGCGGUGACAGCUGCGGACGUGUAUUUUUGGUUCUCGUAUUAAUUUAUCUUUUAAAUUGUUAAAAACAAGUAUAUUUGGAUUUCAAAAGUAAUCAUUCUGCUCCUUAAAGUGUAACCUUUAAAACUCUAUAUUCCAUUAUUCUGGAUCUGAAAUAGUUUUGAUAUAGUGAUCAAAUUAAGUUAUUCUAACCGUUAAAUUCUACUCGACUUAGUGACCGUGAAUUGUGCUAAGUGACCUUGUGAGCUUCAAUGUCAAUAAUUGUUCAGUAAUUACUCACAACCGCACUCACUGCGCUGUAUAUAUAUUUCAUAAUUUCGAAAAAGUAUCUUAAGUUGUCGCUGGCGCGGAGGUGCAAGCGCAAAGUGCGACAUUGACGGAGGUUGCGGGUUCAAGUCUUGGAAUUCAUCCUUUAUUUUUUUUUUUUUUUUUUUUAUUAUUAUUGUUGUUAUUUUUUUUUUUUUUACAAUGUCGUCAGACAAAAUACAAUGUGCUGGAUGCCUUAAAUUAAUUGAAAACAAGAGAUAUCUUUAUUGUGGUGGAUGUAAUCAACACUUUGAUUUGGAUUGCGCAAAUAUAUCCGAGCAGCGCUUUUAUAACACCUUAACGAAGGAGCAUAGAGAUGCGUGGCGGUGUGUGAUGUGUAAAAGCAGGCAACCUAAAUUCGACAAUACGAAUACUCCUGUUCGAGCAGCAGUAGAUGGUGUUACUGUGCAGCGCGGAGGAGCAGUUCCGGGCUCACCCUUGCAUAUGGAUAUUUCUCUGGCAGAGCAGUCAAUAUUAAAUGAUACCACUCUAAAUACCACCAGCGAAAUAACGGAUAUACAAGCGCUUACUAUGGAGAUACGUCUUUUUAGAGAUGAAAUGAAGUCGACACGGGCUCAGUUAAAAACUUUAAAUGAGACAUUGACUGCAAUCUCGAGUAGAGUUAGUGCAUGCGAGAGUCGUAUGGAUAAGAUAGACGAAUGCAUUAAUAGCUUGGAGAAUCGGAUGGGCAAUAUGUCCGGUGUGCAGCAAUGUGACACAUCACUUCUCGCUUCUAUUAACGAGUUAAAAAUGGACAUCAACGAUAGAGAUCAAGAUCUUUUAUUGAACGAUAUAGAAAUAUCUUGUAUUUCGGAGCAAAAAGAGGAAAGCCUGUCGCAUGUUGUUACGACUCUCGCUGUUAAGCUGGGUGUUAAUUUGUCCGAUCAGGACAUAGUGAGUGCGAGACGUGUGGGACGCAUGGCAGAGUCUCUAGAAGUGAGUUCGGAGCGCCCUCGUCCUAUUGUGGUACGACUGGCGCGCCGUGCUAUCCGUGAUCAGCUGCUACAGGCUGCGCGGGUACGCCGCGGUGCCACCACGGAAGGAACGGGACUGCCAGGCGUACCGCGCCGCUUUUAUUUAAAUGAGAGGUUGACAAAGGUUAACAGACAACUAUUUCGACGCGCACGGACUUUUUGUAAUCAGUAUAAAUGGCGCUACGUGUGGACAAAGGAAGGCAGGAUAUAUGUGCGGCAAUAUCACGAUAGAGAUUCUCCACGUUUGCGUUUGCGGACGGACGAUGAUUUUGUUCGAGUUUUUGGUCCGGAAGCGGUUCGUUCUAUUUUUUAAAUCUCUACGUUACACAUAUUUAGUACACUGCUGUAAUUACAUUUUCUUCGA